Phytophthora sojae is the source of this 960-nucleotide messenger RNA. RefSeq lists its product as hypothetical. Gene Ontology annotation, molecular function: oxidoreductase activity, acting on paired donors, with oxidation of a pair of donors resulting in the reduction of molecular oxygen to two molecules of water. Gene Ontology annotation, biological process: lipid metabolic process. Lineage: Eukaryota; Oomycota; Peronosporomycetes; Peronosporales; Peronosporaceae. Bases 1 to 960 code for a protein of 319 amino acids. The record is from RefSeq and is a predicted model, not a curated record. The transcript has a single exon.
AUGGUGAACUGGGUGGAGAACUACCGCAACGCCAACUGGCCCAUGGUCUACUACAUCACGCUCGUGCACAUCGGCGCCGUCGUGGGCGCCACGUGCCUGCCGGAGUGCAAGACGCAGACGUACUGGUGGCUCUUCGGUCUCUACGUGCUCAACGGCCUCGGAAUCACCAUGGGAGCCCACCGCCUAUGGGCGCACCGCAGCUACAAGGCCUGCGGACUCGUGCGCUUCCUGCUGAUGCUGUGUAACGCAAUGGCCAACCAAGGAACUGUUUUUCACUGGGCGAGAGACCACCGCGUGCACCACAAGUACUCGGACACGAGCGCCGACCCGCACAACUCCGGCCGCGGCUUCUUCUUCGCACACAUGGGCUGGCUGCUGGUCAAGAAGGACCCCAAGGUGGUCAAGGCCGGCGAGGGCCUCAACUACGACGACCUGUGGGCUGACUGGACCGUCGUGCUGCAGGAGAAGCUCAACCCGUGGGGUAACCUCUUCAUGUGCUUCGUGUUCCCCAUGCUGGUGACCAUGCACUUCGCCGGCGAGACGUGGUUCAACGCACUCUUCGUGUGCGGCUUCCUGCGCUACGUGCUGGACCUGCACGCGACCUGGCUCGUCAACAGCGCCACGCACUUCUACGGCUCGGCCGAGUAUGACGACACCAUUUGCCCGCGCGACAACUGGCUCGUGUCCGUCUUGGCGCUCGGCGAGGGCUGGCACAACUGGCACCACAAAUUCCCGUACGACUACUCCACGGGCGAGGGCGAGUUCCUGCAGUUCAACCCGACCAAGCUGCUCAUCGACAUCUGCGCGCUCUUCGGCCUCAUCACGGAGCGCAAGCGCGCUACUGCUAUCUGGCACCGCAUGCGCGACGCGCGCGCCAAGGGCAAGCUGGCCGACGUCGUGGAUCCGGAGGGCGACGAGCCGCUCAGGGCGUUCGCCGAGCUCAAGUCCAAGAUGCUGUAG